Molecule: messenger RNA, 2649 nt
Organism: Pocillopora verrucosa
Lineage: Eukaryota; Metazoa; Cnidaria; Anthozoa; Scleractinia; Pocilloporidae
Product: kinesin-like protein KIF15-B
Source: RefSeq, a predicted model, not a curated record
UUGAACCGCCAAAACUAGCGUGGAAAAGCAAAAUAGUUUAGGCGGCGCGCGAAGGCUGUUAAUUAUGUUUAUGAUUGAAAGAAGAACUUUCAUUUUACUGUCUUCAGAGUAGUUCGAAUUUUUUUUCGAUGAAAAAAACUCCGAUCUCCCAUCGCCAUUUGCCAUCGAGUACUCGCCACUCAGGUGAUGUAAACAAAACAAGGAAUGCCACUUCGAAGACAAGGCCUUUAGUGUCCUCAAGUAGCUCCACAUCAGAUUUCCAGCAGAAAUCCAAAAAUGACAAUGUCUUUGGUAAGACACUCUUAGACACACAGACAUCAUUAAGUGUAAGAGACAGACAACUACAAAAAUACCAGCAACAGUUAGAGCAUCUGAAGAAAGAAAACAAUGAACUCAAAGCAGAGCUGCAAUUCAUCAGGUCUCUCUACAAACAGCUUGUGGAAGAAGUACCACAGGAGAGAUUUGAUGAACGAAGAGUAAACUUACUUAAAUCUCAGGUUAUACAACUAGAGAGACAAGUUCUUCUCCAGGGUAGUGCUUUGCAAGCCAGAAAAAAUUUGUUCCUACAAAUUGAAAAUAAACUUCUAAACUUAAAAGAAACAUUGAGGAGUCUUUACUCACCAGAUGAGCCAUCAAAUUAUUUAACAGUAUCACGUGAAUAUAUACAUAAUUUGGAAUAUCGAUUAGAGGGAACAAGACUUGAUUUAUACAAGAACAAAGAGAGUGCUGAGGCUGAUGACCUCUGUCUGCCUGCCAUAUACAUGGAUGAUUUCUUGAAACAAUCAAAAUCUGUGGAAGAUCAAACUGUUACCCUGUUAGACUGUUGCAGUGGAAAAGUUGAACAUCUUAACUUGAAGCAUGUGUCCAGGCUUGAAUCGAAGCUCUGCAAACUUUACAAAAACAUGGUUUGCCUGAAGGAAAUGCUUACAGUUGAGCCAUCCUCACAACCAGCAAGCUUAAUCAGUGAACAUAUAUCACAGCCAAUCAGAGAUAGGCUUGCAAGUCAUGUGACAACAGUGACAGACAUGCUGAGAGACUGUAGUGAGGACCUGUUGUCUUUGUCUGUCCUGUAUCCUGCUGCACCCUGGCCUCCCUUAAAGAAGGUUAUUCGAGAAGAUCUCACAGAAGAGAGUAUCAUGUCUCACAUGCCAGAGCUGAGCCGGAAAAAACAGCAAGAGGUGAGAUCAGUUGUGCAAGCCUUGAUGAAAUCAAUCAGCUAUUCAAAGCACAUACUGUCACUAGAGAUAAAAAUACUUAAAGAGGAGCUGUCAUUUCAUCGGCAAGUUUACCAAUGCCAGGUUGACUAUGCAGAGUCCCUGCUAUCUGCAGUUAGAGAGGCAUACCAGACAUUUGAAGGAAAUUUUAUGGAACUGCUUUGUAAGCCUUUGGAAGAUAUACUCAGUGCUUACAAAAAACUGAAAGACACAGCCUCUGAAGAUGAUUUGCGAACUUUUUUGUCCUCAUUCAAGGACCAUGAAUCACAGUUAUCAGAUGCUAUGGAUCUUCUUCAGCCCAGGAAGGAAAAGGAACAAUCAGGUAUCACAGCCCUCUCUGACUUCCAAACUCACUUUGUUGAUGCUGUGCAUUCUCUCACGAGGAAGUGCGUGUCCAAGAGAGAUAAGCUGAUGAAGCAGUUGCUUGAAGCUAAGGAUGGUGGGCUGAAAGAAGACACCACUACAUGUACAUCAACAGCAGAUGAUGAGGCAGUGAACACUUCAGAGAGUGGGAAAGGACUCAGCUUGUUACAGCAAUUGAAAACAUUAUAAUAAUAACAAAAAAGUUGAGAAUGGGGUUAUUUUUAAUUUUAGCUGUUAGCAGUUAUCACAACAUCAAUGUGACAGUAUCAUCAAUCUACGCUAACAAGCCUCACCAGCUUUGAUGAUUUGAAUCUACUGAACAAUGGCAUCAGUAACCUCUCCAUGGUUGGAUAUAAGAACCAAGAGAUAGAAAAUUUUGCCAAUUACAUUAAAUAAGUUUAAAAUACAACACCAACUCAAGUUGUGGUCAAGAAGUUGAUUGGCAAUAGGAAGCUAUUUUGACAGUACUUUGAAAUCAUGUUUAACAAAAAGCUUUUGGGAAAAAUGUUCAAAGGACAUUAUCUUCAUAAAAUCUAAAAAUUUUGUCUGUGUAAUUUAGGACACUCAUUUAUCAAAUUUUUUAAUCAACUAAUAAAAUGUCCCUCAUACUCUUUAUUUAGGAAAAAUAUUAGAACAGUACAUGUGCAAUAAGAAGUUUCAAAGCUCAAAUAAAUGUUUUAAAGAAGACAUGAUAACUAAUUUUUGUGAGAAUAUAUGACAGGUAACAUUUUCAAUCAUGAGUCUUGCACAGGAAUAAUAUUUAAAAAUGGAAUUAUCUGAUAAAAUUAAAUUGAGCUAAAACUAAUGACAUGAACUGGUCCUUCCCCCGGCUUUCUGCAGCUUGGCUCUGAACUGAUAAAGAAGCAGUCUUAUUCUAAAAUACUGGUAACCAGUGUAGAUGCUCCUCUUGCAGAAUGUUAAUGGUUUGAGGUCAAGAAGAAAUUAUUAUGCACACCCAAGAUGUGUUAAUUUUGGUACAAGAAUCCUUUACAUGCCAGUGUUAUUCAAUACUAGUUUGUAAACGUAGGCACAUUUUUACUUGACAGUAGCAUGUCUUAGGCAAUUUAUAAGU